Molecule: messenger RNA, 982 nt
Organism: Fukomys damarensis (Damara mole-rat)
Lineage: Eukaryota; Metazoa; Chordata; Mammalia; Rodentia; Bathyergidae
Product: olfactory receptor 7E24
Exons: 3
Coding region: 11-982 (323 amino acids)
Biological process (GO): G protein-coupled receptor signaling pathway
Cellular component (GO): membrane
Molecular function (GO): olfactory receptor activity; G protein-coupled receptor activity
Source: RefSeq, a predicted model, not a curated record
UCCUAGCUCUAUGGGACCACAUAAUUUAACUUCUGUGUUGGAAUUCAUUCUCCUGGGAUUCUCAGAAGAUCCAGACCUGCAGCCUAUUCUUUUUGGACUGUUCCUCUCCAUGUACCUGGUCACAGUGCUUGGGAACCUGGUCAUCAUCCUGGUUGUCAUCUCUGACUCCCACCUCCACACCCCCAUGUACUUCUUCCUGUCCCACCUGUCCUUAUCUGACAUUGGCUUUAGCACCACUACAGUCCCCAAGAUGCUGGUGAACAUACACACACACAGCAAAUCCAUUACUUAUGUGGGCUGCCUAACUCAGGUGUACUUCUUUCUUCUUUUUGGAUGUUUGGACAGUGUGCUUCUGGCAGUGAUGGCCUAUGACCGGUUGGUGGCCAUCUGCCACCCUCUGCACUACCCAGUCACCAUGAGCCCCCACCUCUGUGGCUUGUUGGUGCUGGUGUCAUUUUCCUUCAGUCUUUUGAAUGCCCAAGUGCACUGCAUAAUGGCAUCACAACUUGCAUUCUGCUCAGAUGUAGAAAUCCCUCAUUUCUUUUGUGACUUUCCUCAGCUUCUCAAACUUACCUGUUCUGACACCUCCACUAAUAAUAUAGUCAUAGUUAUUCUUGGUAUCAUCUUUGGUUUUGUUCCUAUCACAGGGAUCUGCUUCUCUUAUUAUAAAGUUGUUUUGUCCCUUCUGACUGGCUCCUUGUCAGGUGGCAGGUAUAAAGCUUUCUCCACCUGUGGUUCUCACCUUAUGGUUGUUGGCUUGUAUUAUGGAGCAGGACUUGGGGUGUACCUCAGUUCAUCUUUCUCAGUUUCCUCCAGGGACAGUUUAGUGGCCUCAGUGAUAUACACUAUGGUCACCCCUAUGCUGAAUCCCUUCAUCUACAGCCUGAGAAACAAGGACAUCAAGAGAGGCCUGCAGAAAAUUGUCAGCAGAAUACUAAUUUUGCCUUCUUAUCUUUUCCCUGAGAAUAAGAUUGAGCAUUAG